GUUCGGAGUUCACUUAAAUACAGGACUGACAUCGGUAUCGGGGGGCUGAGACACUGACCGAAUCUACACCAUCUACAGGCAGUAUGUGAAUGCUAACGUUUGUCGACUGGAAAAUAUACUCACGGGGAAUAUCAGAGAGGCAUCGAAUAGCAUGGACUAAUACGCCGACUAAAUGGCACAGAUCGCGGGGAGCCUGUCUCUGAAACAGCACUACGGACGUGCGUGUUAAUGCCGGUUGUCUCGUCCAGCCCGGCGCUGGCGGCUCACUUCUUCCAGUUUGCUGUAUUUCUGCCUCGCUUUUUUGGGGGGGAAUAAAGGUUGGGAUACAUGAUGAAAUUCAAGCCUAAUCAGACCAGGACGUACGACUGCGAGGGUUUCAAGAAGCGGGCGGCGUGUCUUUGCUUCAAGAACGAACUCGAAGAGGAGGUCCUUCUGGUGAGCAGCAGCCGGCAUCCGGACCAGUGGAUCGUCCCUGGUGGGGGGAUGGAGCCUGAGGAGGAGCCGUGUGGAGCGGCGGUGCGGGAGGUGUACGAGGAGGCUGGGGUCAGAGGGAAGCUGGGCAGGCUCCUUGGCGUGUUUGAGCAGAACCAGGACCGGAAGCAUCGGACCUACGUGUACGUACUCACUGUGACGGAGACGCUGGAGGACUGGGAGGACUCCGUCAAUAUCGGCCGCAGACGGGAGUGGUUCAAAGUGGAGGAGGCCAUUGAAGUUCUACAGUGCCACAAGCCAGUCCACGCGGAGUACCUUCGCCAUCUCAAGCUCAGCUGCUCACCCACCAAUGGGAACUCUCUGCUCCCCCCACUGGCAGAUAACUCCCCCCACUCCGGACUGCCUCCCUCCUGCAGAUAGGGGGCGUUAUGCACAGCGAACACCAGGAGCCUCGUGUAAAAUGUAUCUGUAAAAUAGCGUAUUAGCAAACUAACACGUUAAAGCAGAUGUUUGCAUGAAUUCUUGCAGUGUUGACAGAAAAUGUAUGAAAUUUGUAUUAUACGACUUUAAGAAACCAAAGCCAUAGUUCAUAAUAUUUGGUUAAAGAUGCCUUAAAUGGCCUUUUCUGCAACAGUGCUUUGGGGUCAUAAUGUUUAGUUUUUUGAUUACACAGCUCUCACUGGAAAAUUGCAGUUUAUAUACAUUUUGAAUGAAAACUCCAGACACACACUUGAACACUACAUUUGCUGUGUUUGUUGCAAUCUGCAGCUCCAGUGAUCUAGCUGAAGAAACCUGAACUGGAUAAUCAGUUGUUGCAGUAAGAUAAGAUGGUUUGGGACUCCUCUGAGUGUUCUUGCAUAUAUAUAUAUAUAUAUAUAUAUAUUAUUCAUUCUUAAAAUAGGACAUGCCUAAAUCUCACACAGCUGAGACCUGAUUGGUCCAGUGAAAUGUGAUCUGUGUGCGAUUGGCUGAAAUGUGCCCUAUACUGAGCUGGGGAGUGGAUAGGAAGCCCCCACCCGCAGGACUUUGCUUUUCACUUGGGACAUGCCCUCCAGGUUCACGGUUUCUUUUUGGAAGAUAAAGCGCUACCUCGGUUAGACAACCACUUGAAACUACUCUUACACAGCUACCUUCAGCUUCCAUAGCCAAUCCGUGUGUUUUUCUCAUUUGUUAAUUCUGUCGUCCUAUUGGUCGCUUUCUGAAGCAGUCAUUGCCUUGUCCCUGGACCAUACGGUACCCCUGACUGGAGGUGGUUUACUGGAGAUAAUGGUGAAUCUUUUCAUGUGAAGAAGGAUUUCGGUACAUCCCAGGGCCAGCCCUUCUGGGCCGGGGUUAUUGUGGGUAAAUAUACAGUACUAAGCUUCUGCCCUUAUGACAGGACAGCUGUUUAGCUGGGAUAAAUAAAUGUCCUCUGAUGACUGAUGCAAUGCCCGCCACCUGCUAGCAGCCAGCUUGUUGCGUCGGUAUCUGAGCGCGCUGGGGGGUUUUGCUCCCGGCCCAGAGGGAAUUCUGGUUUUGUAUAUCGGACAGCAUGCCUGGAUAUUUUAUUCUUGCCUUAUUUACCAGCGGAAAAGUUGAGAUGUUCUGGUAACGCUCUCUGUUCAUCAGUGGGAAUGUAGGAGUGCUCGUCUUCGGGAGAGAAAUUAUUCUACUGUGGUUUCCCCUUCAGUCACUCACAUCUGCGAACACAGUGACAACAUUCACAAGAAAACAAUGGUUUGUAAAUAUCGAGAAGAUUUUUUUUUGUGUGUGUGGUUUUUACCAAUGCCAAUUUAAAUGCCAAUUUAACAUUUUUGUAAUGGUGUAAAAAAAAAUAACUGCUGUAAAAUGAUAUUCUUUUUAGUCGAAUUAAUUUACAGUGGUGUCACGUGAAAUAGCAGAUGCCUUUUAUGCAGGAGGAUUGCUGGAGCACCCCUCCCCCACCCCCAAACUUGGUUGAGUCUGUGGUCUCCAUAGGAACCACAAUGGGCUAUCUCUCAAUGUGGAUCAGACAGCAGUUGUGUUAAUGCUGGGCUAUAAUCAUACAUCUCUAUUUGCUUGUUUAAAUUACUGGGAUGGUUAGAUUUUCACUGAGAUUUCAAAAGCAUUCCUUCAGCGAGACAGCUGGAGAAGACCUAAAUUCUUUUUCUGGGACUGCAUUUCCUAUGUCAUUGGAGGGAAGGAAACAGCGCCACCCUCUGUCCUUUAAAUGAACUUACUGGUCAAAUUAAUAUGGUCGUAAGGCCUCAUCCCUUUCUGCAGACUACUGUGACUUGGUCUGCAGUGCCCCAUUGCUACAGAUUGGCUGAGAGAGCAAGGGGGGGGCUUUUAGAAAUAGCCACAAGAGGGUAAUGCAAUGCUAACAUGUACUAGGAUACUCUUUCCACCUGAAAAUUGUUUACAAAAGACUUUCCCAGUGAUACAGGUAGACAAGUGUUUUUUAAAAGAGUUCAUCGAAAGUUUGUCAAUUUGACAUAUUUGCGUCAUGCUUUAAAUUGCGUUAAAUUUGGCUUUUCGUUCAACCACGGAUUCAUGCUGAAGUCAGAGGUUACAUUCUGUGAAAUGGGGGACGGUAUUGUUAUUGCCUGUCAGAAAUAAACGUCAAACUUUCA
Molecule: messenger RNA, 3023 nt
Organism: Brienomyrus brachyistius
Lineage: Eukaryota; Metazoa; Chordata; Actinopteri; Osteoglossiformes; Mormyridae
Product: diphosphoinositol polyphosphate phosphohydrolase 3-beta-like
Exons: 5
Coding region: 328-852 (174 amino acids)
Biological process (GO): diadenosine pentaphosphate catabolic process; diphosphoinositol polyphosphate metabolic process; diadenosine hexaphosphate catabolic process
Cellular component (GO): nucleus; cytoplasm
Molecular function (GO): diphosphoinositol-polyphosphate diphosphatase activity; endopolyphosphatase activity; bis(5'-adenosyl)-pentaphosphatase activity
Source: RefSeq, a predicted model, not a curated record